Molecule: messenger RNA, 1389 nt
Organism: Aspergillus tubingensis
Lineage: Eukaryota; Fungi; Ascomycota; Eurotiomycetes; Eurotiales; Aspergillaceae
Product: glycoside hydrolase family 76 protein
Exons: 3
Coding region: 1-1389 (462 amino acids)
Biological process (GO): carbohydrate catabolic process; fungal-type cell wall biogenesis
Molecular function (GO): mannan endo-1,6-alpha-mannosidase activity
Source: RefSeq, a predicted model, not a curated record
AUGGUUGUGCCCGGCUGGAUAUGGGCGGUCUUUCUGACCAUAUUUGUCUUCUUUCAGAGAACAGUAACUGCUCUGCAGCUGGACAUUAACGAUGAACAAUCCAUCAAAGAUGCCGCCAGAACAACGGCCUUCAACAUGAUGAGCUAUUAUCAUGGCAACGAAUCGGGUCAAACACCAGGAAAGCUGCCCGAUACCUGGUGGGAAGGUGGUGCUAUGUUCAUGACAUUGAUUCAGUAUUGGUAUUGGACUGGCGACUCCUCUUACAACGAAGUCACCACUCAGGGUAUGCUCUGGCAGAAGGGCGACAAUGAUUACUUCCCAGCCAACGAUAGUAACUAUCUGGGUAAUGACGAUCAAGUCUUUUGGGGCCUAGCUGCCAUGACGGCUGCAGAACUGAACUACCCCGAACAAGAUGGUCAGCCGUCGUGGCUGUCGCUCGCCCAAGGUGUCUUCAACACUCAAGUCCCCCGAUGGGAUACUUCCAGCUGCCAGGGUGGACUGCGUUGGCAGAUUUGGCCCUACCAGGCUGGUUAUACCACCAAGAACGCCAUCUCGAACGGAGGUCUAUUUCAGUUAGCCGCUCGUCUGGGUCGUUACACCAAUAAUGAUACAUACACCGACUGGGCGGAAAAGAUCUGGGACUGGAGUGCAACAACACCUCUGCUGCAGACGGAAGACUGGUACAUUGCCGACACGACCACUACAGAGGCAAACUGUAAGGAUCACGGUGAUAUACAAUGGACGUACAAUUAUGGAACCUACCUCAGCGGCGCCGCAUACAUGUACAAUCUGACAAACGGCGCCGACAAAUGGAAGAAAGGUCUCGACGGUCUGCUGGCAAGCACCUUCUCAAGGUUCUUCCCGAAGGAAUACGGCAGUAAUGUUAUGUCCGAGGUUUCCUGCGAGCCUAACAUGAUGUGCGAUCGGAACCAGGACUGCUUCAAAGGCUUCUUGUCCUCCUGGCUUACCUUUACUACAACCAUUGCGCCCUAUACUAGCGAUCAGAUUAUUCCGAAGAUCCAACAAUCUGCCCUGGCAGCGGCGAAGCAAUGCUCGGGAGGCGACUCUGGUACCCAGUGCGGGCGGCGGUGGUACCAAGCGCAGUGGGAUGGCGAGACAUCGCUUGAGACUGAUAUGAGUGCUCUAAGUGUUUUCUCGUCAAAUAUGAUCACGCAUCGGCAAAGCCAAGGUGGCCAAUCCCAGGGACCAUUGACAUCGGACACUGGCGGUACCAGUCAAAGCAACCCUAAUGCAGGAACCGGUCCAACAGAUGCACCUAAUAAGCUGCCAGAUAUCACAACCGGAGAUCGUGCAGGGGCCUCUAUCCUGACCGUCCUCUUUGUCGGCGGCUGGGCUGGUGCUAUUACCUGGCUGGUCUAUGGAGGUUGA